This is a messenger RNA of Haplochromis burtoni (Burton's mouthbrooder), 3589 nucleotides long. RefSeq names its product lon peptidase 1, mitochondrial (gene lonp1). Gene Ontology annotation, cellular component: mitochondrial matrix. Bases 50 to 3058 code for a protein of 1002 amino acids. The record is from RefSeq and is a predicted model, not a curated record. NCBI's taxonomy places the organism in Eukaryota, Metazoa, Chordata, Actinopteri, Cichliformes, Cichlidae. Gene Ontology annotation, biological process: mitochondrion organization; chaperone-mediated protein complex assembly; protein quality control for misfolded or incompletely synthesized proteins. Gene Ontology annotation, molecular function: single-stranded DNA binding; ATP-dependent peptidase activity; ATP hydrolysis activity. The transcript has 21 exons.
GGACGGAAGACGGAUCGUCACGUGCAGCCGUAGAAGGCUCCAGAUAAACAUGGCCACCUGUGUCAAGAUGAUAGGAGCUGCUAAACAACUGCACAGAAAUUCGGCUUUUGUUGCUAAACUACACUGGCCUGGCGUUGUCUCCCGCUUGACCGAGACAUCACCACUGAGCCGGCAACAGCCAGCGCGGUUCUACACCAGCAUCGGAACCCCACAGAAAACAUGCACGUCCCCCACCACAGCACUGACAGCUGGCAGCAGGCUGACCGGCAGACCUCGCCGGUGGAUACGUGUCGGGGCCGUUCCACACUUCCAAGACAGUGUCCUCACCCGGAGCUGUGGACCGUAUACGCUUCAAUGUAGGAUGUAUGGAAACCGGGCAGGUGCGGGCUUCUCUGGACAGGAUGGCGAGGACGGCGCAAGCUCCGGGGGAGAAGAGCCUGGGGGAGACGGCGGAGCACCUUACAACGGGGUUCAGAUGACGGCUCUCACCCCCAUGAUGGUCCCCGAGGUGUUUCCCAAUGUGCCUCUGGUUGCCGUUAGCAGGAACCCGGUGUUCCCCCGCUUCAUCAAGAUCAUCGAGGUUAAAAACAAAGCACUGAUGGAACUGCUGAGGAGGAAGGUGCGUCUGGCUCAGCCAUAUGCUGGAGUCUUCAUGAAGAGAGAUGAUGCUAACGAGUCGGAUGUAGUGGAGUCUAUAGAUGCCAUCUACACCACAGGAACCUUUGUUCAGAUUCAUGAGAUGCAGGACUUGGGAGACAAGCUGAGGAUGAUUGUCAUGGGACACCGCAGGAUCCGGAUCACAAAACAGCUGCAGGUGGAGCCUGAAGAGGAAAUAGCUUCAACUGUGUCAGAGUUGGAGUCUGAGCCAGAGUCCCACCAGAAACCUACACAAAGACGCAAAACCAAACGCAGCCGCAAGGACCAUCUCAGUUCUCUGCCAGAGCAGCUUGAGGACAAGAUAUCAGAGGCAGACCUGAGUCCAGAGCUUCAACCUUUGCCCUCCUCCAACAUCCUGAUGGUCGAAGUGGACAAUGUUCAGCAUGAACAGUUCACCGUCACCGAGGAGGUCAAGGCGCUGACAGCAGAGAUAGUAAAGACCAUCAGAGACAUCAUUGCACUUAACCCCCUCUACAGAGAGUCGGUCCUUCAGAUGAUGCAGGCUGGUCAGCGUGUGGUUGAUAACCCCAUCUAUCUCAGCGAUAUGGGAGCAGCUCUGACGGGAGCUGAAUCGCAUGAACUACAAGACGUCCUGGAGGAGACUAAUAUCCCGAAACGUCUCUACAAGGCUCUGUCUUUACUCAAGAAGGAGUACGAGCUGAGUAAGCUACAGCAGCGCUUGGGUCGUGAGGUGGAAGAGAAGAUCAAACAGACCCAUAGGAAGUACCUGCUGCAGGAGCAGCUCAAGAUCAUUAAGAAGGAGCUGGGUCUGGAAAAGGAGGACAAAGAUGCUAUUGAGGAGAAGUUUCGUGAAAGACUGAAAGAUAGGACGGUCCCUCAGCAUAUAAUGGAUGUGAUCAACGAAGAACUCAACAAGCUGGGUCUUCUGGACAACCAUUCAUCAGAGUUCAAUGUAACCCGCAACUAUCUAGACUGGCUGACCAGCAUGCCCUGGGGUACCAACAGUGAAGAGAACUUGUUACUGGACAGAGCGAAAGAAGUCCUGGAAGAAGACCAUUAUGGAAUGGAUGAUGUUAAGAAACGCAUACUGGAAUUUAUAGCAGUGAGCCAGCUUCGUGGCACCACCCAGGGGAAGAUCUUGUGUUUCUACGGUCCUCCAGGUGUAGGAAAGACCUCCAUCGCCCGCUCGAUAGCCAGAGCUCUCAACAGAGAAUACUUCAGGUUCAGCGUGGGAGGCAUGACAGAUGUGGCUGAGAUCAAGGGGCACAGACGGACAUAUGUUGGAGCAAUGCCGGGAAAGAUAAUUCAGUGUCUGAAGAAAACCAAAACGGAAAAUCCUCUGGUGCUGAUAGAUGAGGUUGAUAAGAUGGGUCGUGGUUACCAGGGCGAUCCAUCCUCUGCUCUGCUGGAGCUCCUGGACCCUGAGCAGAAUGCCAACUUUCUUGAUCACUACCUGGAUGUUCCUGUCGAUUUGUCAAAGGUUUUGUUUAUUUGCACGGCCAAUGUGAUAGACACCAUCCCAGAGCCACUCAGGGAUAGAAUGGAGAUGAUCAACGUUUCUGGAUAUGUGGCUCAGGAGAAACUGGCUAUUGCUGAGCGUUACUUGGUGCCACAGCUGCGCUCACUCUGUGGUCUGACAGAGGAGAAGGCUUCAAUCUCAUCUGAUGCUCUCAGUCUGCUCAUCAAGCAGUACUGUAGGGAGUCUGGAGUCAGGAACCUGCAGAAACAAGUUGAAAAGGUUUUCCGUAAGGUGGCGUUCUGUAUUGUGAAUGGUGAACAAACCGGAGUGAUGGUCACUCCUGAAAACCUGCAGGAGUUUGUGGGUAAACCUAUUUUCACAGUUGAUCGGAUGUAUGAUGUCACUCCACCGGGAGUGGUUAUGGGGCUGGCUUGGACCGCACUGGGAGGAUCGACGCUGUUCAUCGAGACUUCACUCCGCCGGCCUCCAGGAGGAGCGGACUCUAAAGGAGAGGGCUCAUUGGAGGUCACAGGUCAGCUGGGUGAUGUUAUGAAGGAAAGUGCGAAGAUCGCUUCAACCUUCGCCAGAGCAUUCCUUAUGACUCAGGAACCGGAGAAUCACUUCCUCAUCAACUCCCACCUGCAUCUGCACGUCCCUGAGGGGGCAACGCCAAAAGAUGGACCAAGCGCUGGUUGCACUAUUGUCACGGCACUCUUGUCCCUGGCAAUCAACAAGCCCGUGCGUCAGAAUGUAGCCAUGACUGGUGAGGUGUCUCUGAUGGGCAAAAUACUACCAGUAGGAGGGAUCAAAGAGAAGACUAUUGCUGCUCGUCGUGCUGGUGUGACCUGUAUCAUCCUUCCAGUUGAGAACAAGAAAGAUUUCUCGGACCUGCCAGACUACAUCACUCAGGGCUUGGAGGUCCACUUUGUGGAUCACUACAGUCAAAUCUACCCCAUCGUCUUUCCACAGAACGAGUCUUAGCCUGUUUUCAACUAUAGCACCUGACCAAGAUUGAUGGCACUUGACAACUCGGUACCUAUUUAUUACCCAACAGCAAUAGCGGUGUCAUUCUCGUCGUACAUGGUGAAAUCAACUUGUUACUUUUUGACUGAAUGGACUCUGAGGUCCUGUUAUAGAGACUUGGCACUACAUCAUCUGUUGCAGUAUCACAGUGGAGCAGCAGCAGCCUUGUUGGUCACUCGCACAUGAUCCUGUUUUGGUUACCAUAGAAGCCUUUACUGUGUGGGUACAGCUGUGACGGAGACAACAACACUGAACUGAAAUGUGCCAAAUAUGGACACGGAAAGUCAAAUGGUGACGGUAACACGUGACCAUGUCACUGAUUAGCAGAAGUCAGAUUGAGGACUUUGCUGCCAGGCAGCUUGUUCAUCCAGGUCUGUGGAUGGACUCUUUCAUAGAUUUUGUGCAUUUGUAGUAUACCAGAUGUCAGGAUGAUGAUGUUGAAAUCAACAAUAAACAGACAUAACUGAAUGCUGUUGCCUGUUCUAGCCC